CGUCCGAGAACGCUCCAUCGAUCCUUGCCCUAUAAAUGCAUGCCCAGUGCCUCGUUUAGACUUGCACCGCUUGAGCAGUCCCGGGGGAGUAUCCUGUUCAAGCAGCCUGCGCGUAUUUCCUUGUUCACGUCUCUUUGCUGCUUCUUCCUCGCAAGCUACAAGGAUGGAGACUUUUCUAUUCACCUCCGAAUCAGUGAACGAGGGACACCCAGAUAAACUCUGUGACCAGAUCUCCGAUGCUGUGCUUGAUGCCUGCCUGGAACAGGACCCAGAUAGCAAAGUCGCCUGUGAAACUUGCACCAAGACCAACAUGGUUAUGGUCUUUGGAGAGAUCACAACCAAAGCCAAUGUAGACUACGAGAAAAUUGUUCGUGACACCUGCAGGAACAUUGGGUUUGUUUCGGAUGAUGUUGGUCUUGAUGCUGACAACUGCAAGGUUCUCGUCAACAUUGAGCAGCAGAGUCCUGACAUCGCUCAGGGUGUGCACGGCCAUCUGUCCAAAAGACCCGAGGAAAUUGGUGCCGGAGACCAGGGUCACAUGUUCGGCUAUGCUACUGAUGAGACUCCUGAAUUAAUGCCCUUGAGCCAUGUUCUUGCAACCAAGCUCGGUGCUCGUCUAACUGAGGUGCGCAAGAAUGGAACAUGCCCCUGGUUGAGGCCUGAUGGCAAGACCCAAGUCACUGUCGAGUAUUACAAUGACAAGGGUGCCAUGGUUCCCAUUCGUGUUCACACUGUUCUCAUCUCUACCCAGCACGAUGAGACGGUGACUAACGAUGAAAUAGCAGCUGAUCUCAAAGAGCAUGUCAUCAAGCCUGUGAUUCCUGAGAAAUACCUCGAUGAGAAGACAAUCUUCCACCUCAACCCUUCUGGUCGUUUUGUGAUCGGUGGACCUCAUGGUGAUGCUGGUCUCACUGGGCGUAAGAUCAUCAUUGACACUUACGGUGGAUGGGGUGCCCACGGUGGUGGUGCCUUCUCCGGGAAGGACCCAACUAAGGUUGACAGAAGUGGAGCUUACAUUGUGAGGCAGGCCGCAAAGAGCAUUGUGGCCGACGGGCUUGCGAGGAGGUGCAUUGUGCAAGUGUCGUACGCCAUUGGUGUGCCCGAACCUUUGUCUGUGUUUGUGGACACAUACGGUACUGGAAAAAUUCCUGACAAGGAGAUCCUUAAGAUUGUGAAGGAGAACUUCGAUUUCAGGCCAGGCAUGAUCUCUAUCAACCUUGAUCUCAAGAGGGGUGGCAAUGGCAGAUUCUUGAAGACCGCUGCCUAUGGACAUUUCGGCAGAGAUGACCCCGACUUCACAUGGGAGGUGGUCAAGCCCCUUAAAUGGGACAAGGCUGCGGAUUGAAUUAUUUCAUUUCCUUGCCUCCAAUCUCCAUGGUGUUUGAUUUAAUUUUCCACCUUCCCUGUCCCUUCCCUUUUUCGGAUUUUUUCUCCCUCGGAUUUAUUGUUCUGUGUUCGUUCACGACGUUUUUUUUUUUUUUUUUUACCCCCAGUCAUUAACCAUAAGCUCAAUAUAUGUAAUAAUCAUCUCAAGUUGAAGGAUGUAUUCAAUUUUAUAUGAUUUUUUUCUUUGAAUGUUGUUA
Messenger RNA from Prosopis cineraria, 1583 nucleotides. RefSeq names its product S-adenosylmethionine synthase. Gene Ontology annotation, cellular component: cytosol. Lineage: Eukaryota; Viridiplantae; Streptophyta; Magnoliopsida; Fabales; Fabaceae. The coding region runs from base 164 to 1345 and encodes 393 amino acids. Gene Ontology annotation, biological process: S-adenosylmethionine biosynthetic process. The record is from RefSeq and is a predicted model, not a curated record. Gene Ontology annotation, molecular function: methionine adenosyltransferase activity; ATP binding. The transcript is spliced from 2 exons.